Patella vulgata (common limpet) is the source of this 1893-nucleotide messenger RNA. Its product is annotated as monomeric sarcosine oxidase. NCBI's taxonomy places the organism in Eukaryota, Metazoa, Mollusca, Gastropoda, Patellidae. The transcript has 9 exons. The record is from RefSeq and is a predicted model, not a curated record. Gene Ontology annotation, molecular function: flavin adenine dinucleotide binding; sarcosine oxidase activity. The coding region runs from base 1 to 1245 and encodes 414 amino acids.
AUGGCGGCUAGCAGACGAACAUGGUGUGACGAGGGAAGAACUCACUUUGAAUAUAUUGUAGUUGGUUGUGGGGGAAUUGGCAGUGCUGCAGUUUACUGGCUAGCAAAACGCGCAAAAGCAGAUGUCUUAGGGAUAGAACAGUUUGAAUUGGGGCAUCAGAAUGGUGGCUCACAAGAUCAUUCAAGGACCAUACGUUUACUUUACCAUAAUGAUCGUUAUACAGAUAUAGGACGUCAUACAAUACAGACAUGGCGCGAAGUAGAGAAAGAAGCCGGCGUACAAUUGGUAUAUAAGACUGGUGGUUUAACUAUGUGUCGCCGUGGAGAAAUGGAUCUCGUUUUUGAAGAAUAUGCUAACGCUAUGGACCGCAAGAAUAUCAAAUACGAACGAUUAGAUUCUGAAGCCUUGAUGAAGAAAUUUCCACAAUUCGAGGUUGGCAAAGAAGUCAUGAGUUUAUAUCAACCGGAUGCAGCCAUCGUAGAUCCCGCCAUGUCUAAUUCCGUCCAUAUUCAGCUUGCUAGAGGCUAUGGAGCAUCUAUACUUGCUAACACCUCUGUAAUACGUGUGCUUAGAAAUGAUAAUGGACAGAUAACGGUUCAAACAACGAAAGGGACGUUCACCUGUCGUCGUUUAGUAGUAGCUGCCGGUGCCUGGAUUAAUCAAGUCUUAGGUUCUGUAGGCGUACACAUACCAAUUACAGUUACACAAGAGCAAGUUACUUAUUUGGGCACUCCGUAUAUCAAAGAGUUCACCAAAGACAAGUUUCCUAUUUUUACUUUCCAUACCCCCUACUGUGAUUUUUAUCAGAUGCCAGUUCAUGGGAAUGCAGCAACUAAAAUAGGCGCCGAUGCUUGCGGCGAAGUCGUGACCUCUGCUACCCGAAAUUUUACUCCCAAUGCCGAGUUAGAGAAAUUGACGAUGGAUUUUAUGGCAUCUAUAGCACCUAAAUUUGUAGGUCCUGUGGUACAAACGAAAACCUGUUUGUAUGCUAUGACCCGAGAUAGACAUUACGUUAUAGAUAAAUGCGAUCAUGUUGGCUUUCCCGAUAUUGUAUUCUGUUGUGGUGCUGGGAAUGCGCUCAAAUUUGCCAGUCUCUUUGGUAAAAUUUUGAGUGAAAUGGCGAUAGAUGGUCAAACCCAAUACGAUAUAUCUGGUUUUACCAAAAACAGAGAGGCCAUAAGUAAUCCUAAUUUCAAGCCACUCUUCAGAAUAUCUGGUGACGGUGCCAACAUAGCUAAACUUUAGUAGAUGACGUGCCGUAAUAAAAUCCUAACAGUACAUGUUAAAUUAUAGGCUAACAAAUUAUAGGCUAACUUGAUACAAGUAGAGUUUAUAUCUCUGGGUAUUACCCCAGAAUGAUAUCAAAUCAAGUACAGAUCAAGUUGCUUGAUCGACAGUAAUGUGGUUUAUAUAGAGAAUCUCCUACCAGUCUUUUUUGAUAUCAAACAAUAUCAACACAAGUUGAUAAAGUAACAAAAAACGAGGCUCUGCCGUUUUUUUUUUUACUUUAUCAACGAGUGUUGAUAUUUUUUGAUAUCAAAAAACACGAGUAGGAGAUUUUAUUUAUCACCCAAUGCCUCCUUAUAUGCACAAAUACAUAAAUAUAAUUCUAUGCUGUAGAUUUCACUUUUACUGAACAUUACGGCGUAGUGAUACAUCAUUUUAUGACAGCAAUUCAACCAUGGCAAAGUCCUUUAUAUUGACCCAGUGUUUCCACCCAGGUCAAUUGAAUAACAAUAGUUCCUUUUUAAUAAAAAAAAAUUACUUUUAAUAAGAAAUGAACUGUUCUUUGAAAAUAAAAAAAGUAGUUCAAUUUCAACUGACCAAUCAAAUUCAUGUAAAGCGAUAUCUCCUAAUAUAUAUCACACAAGCGAUAUCUACUGUAGAAUGUGU